Molecule: messenger RNA, 3607 nt
Organism: Cervus elaphus (red deer)
Lineage: Eukaryota; Metazoa; Chordata; Mammalia; Artiodactyla; Cervidae
Gene: ART1
Product: ADP-ribosyltransferase 1
Exons: 6
Coding region: 242-1222 (326 amino acids)
Molecular function (GO): NAD+ poly-ADP-ribosyltransferase activity; NAD+-protein-arginine ADP-ribosyltransferase activity
Source: RefSeq, a predicted model, not a curated record
AACACCAGCUUCCCCACCGCAGAGAAAGUCUAGGCUCUUCAAAGCCUCCCUUGUUCAUAUGGAGGUCACAUGUUCCCAGGACUCCUAAGUGGCAGGCCCUGAACUUUCAGAUCCUUGUUUCUAAGAACCAGAAUCCCCAAGAGGCCAAGAGCAGAGUCUGCCAGGAGAGCAGAGAGAAGUCCCCCUUGGAGAGUGAGGAAACUGAGGCCCAGACAGUGACUUGACCAGGGUCAUCUCCAACAUGCAGGGCCCUGCCGUGAUGUCUCUGUUGCUUGUGUCCAUGGGCCUCAUGGAAGCACUCCAGGCCCAGAGCCACCCCGUCAUACGACGAGACCUCCUCUCUCGAGAAAUGCCCCUAGACAUGGCCCUGGCCUCCUUUGAUGACCAGUAUGCUGGCUGUGCGGCAGCCAUGGCGGCUGCUAUCCCGGAUCUCAACCGCACAGAGUUCCAGGCCAACAAAGUGUACGCCGAUGGCUGGGCGCAGGCAAGCAGCCAGUGGCGGGAGCGCCAGGCCUGGGGGCCCGAGUGGGGCGUCAGCCCUACCCGUCUGCUCACCCCCCUGGGCUUCCGAGAAGAGCACGGGGUGGCCCUCCUGGCUUACACGGCCAACAGCCCCUUGCACAAAGAAUUCAACGCAGCCGUGCGUGAGGCGGGUCGCUCCCGGGCCCACUACCUCCAGCACUUUUCCUUUAAGACACUCCACUUCCUGCUGACCGAAGCCCUGCAGCUGCUGAGCAGCAGCCAGCGUCCGCCCCAGUGCCACCAGGUGUUCCGAGGGGUGCAGGGCCUGCGCUUCCGGCCGGCGGGGCCUGGGGCCACCGUCAGGCUGGGGGGCUUUGCCUCUGCGUCCCUGCACAAUGCUGCGGCCCAGCACUUUGGGGAAGACACCUUCUUUGGCAUCUGGACCUGCCUUGGGGCCCCCAUCAAGGGCUACUCCUUCUUUCCUGGGGAGGAGGAGGUGCUGAUCCCUCCCUUCGAGACCUUCCAGGUGAUCAACGCCAGCAGGCCGGCCCAGGGCCCCUCUCGUAUCUACCUCCGGGCCGUGGGCAAGCGCAGCACAUACAACUGCGAGUACAUCAAAGACAAACAGUGCAAGUCUGAGCGCUGCCGUCUGGAUAGCUCAGCCGUGGGUCAGAGGCCCAUUCCUGCAGUCUGGUCCCUUCUACUGCUGCUCUGGUUCCUCGUUGCGGAGGUCUUUCCAGAGAGUUCGGGCCUCCUCUAAUCCAUCAGCCACUGAACAGCCCUGCCUGUCACCUCUGCCCAACAUGAGGAUGUCAGCCACAUGCGUGCUCUGAGUGUGGCCAAGAUCUCGGGUAACUCCAUCUACAGGAAACUCUGGGACCUUCUCUGGCGACUGCCAGGCCUGCUAGCAGGAAGAAGAAAAUGUGGGGACUGAGCCUCUCCCAGGGUUCUAGGAGUCAGAUGCUGAAUAGAGGUGGGGGGACUGCAGGACAGGUAAUCACUCACCUGGAGAUAGAUUAUAGUAGUUCGGAGGUGGGUGACUGGGGAGAAAAGUACUUGGCCGUGUAUUCACUGAUGUUACUCAAAUGCCUCCCGUGUGCAGCUGGAUAGCUGCUCUUUGCUCUUCCAGGAAGCCUUCUCUGACCUCUCCUCCUUUCUAGGUUAGGGGCCCUGCCUCUGGUCUGCCAUCUCCAACUAUGAGCUUCUGAGCAUGAGGACCAUGCCCGAGGUACGCAGGUGGUACCAGAAAACACAUGGAAGUCAGAAAGGAACAAACAUCUUGUGACUGGCUGGUCCCUGUCCUGCCCUUAUUUGGGUACUUUCAAGCUCUCCGGAUGUCACUGUGUGACGCCCACACAGGGAGAAAGUGGAUGGACUGGACCUAAAUCCAGAGAGGAGAGAGCAGGAAAACAGCAGAGAGAGCUUUAGGGAUCUCAAUGAAAUGCCAAUCGUUUUCUUGUCAGCAAAGAUGUAAUUUCCACUCUGAUUCAUGGGUCCUCUAGAGGUCCCUAAGAGGCUGGAUUCCUAACUUCCACCACCAAGAGCCUAAGGGUAAGACAGGACAUGGAGGAGGUGCACAGCACACAUUACUUUAUUAUGAGUUGGAGCUUUGGGCCAAGUCCUUAUGUGGCCUCCUGCUGUGGAAAGCGGACCAGGAACCCUGAAUCCCCAGUCACCUUCUCUGAGACCCUAGACAGGGUAGGUUAGACCAAGUCUCUGUAACAGUAGCCACAGGGGAAGGAAGAGAAGACAGGAAAUGGGGCAGUGCUGUCAUGCCUGCACGCUCCCCACUGAAAGUGCCUACACUCAGCACCGAAGUUCAGUUCUGUCCCUCCCAAAUUGCACUUCGAUCUUGACCCUUUUUAGAGUUCCUCCUCUGCAGAAAUCAGGGGAACAGCAAGCUCUGAUUUUCUUUAGAGGUUAAAGUAUGCAGGAGAUGAUGAAUACUCCUGGUCCGUGAAGUCAGUAGUGCUGAAGAGAGGAUAUCCCAGGUUCUGAGGCCCAGUGGAGAGACACCGGGUGGCCUGAGGGCUGACCACCACCUGGCGUGGCUGAUCCAUCCCCAUCUGGAGGUGCUGUGGCUGCAGCAGACCCCUGGGACUCAGAGAGCCUGCACCAGCACCAGAAGGCUCAUGACCAGAGCCAUGGAGAAGAAGAUGCCCAGGAAGAAACGGUCCAUGACACGGGCCAGGCGCUUCCAGUCCUCAUGGCGGCGCUGGGCGGCCCGGUGGCUGUGGAAGGCAUUGGCGAUGGUGGCCACGUGAUGCAGCAGGGCUUCCUGACGGCACAGACACCGAGGCUCCUGGCAGGGGCCUGCUGGGGGGCCAGUGCCUCUGUCAGGAGGCUGGGGGCUGGGGGAUGACUCAGGUGGUCUAGACUGCCCACAGGGUUCCCCUCGUUCCCGCACACACAGGCCCCGUGCCAGGCGUCCUAGCAGGAGGGCCCGAGCCCAGGCUGGCACGGGGCGGGCACUGGGACCACAGUAAUGCAGGUUCAUGAUAAGGAUGGUAAGCGCCGUGGAGAAGGUGACCAUGGUCAUGGUGGCCAUGUAGUACUUUCCUGCAAAAGAUAGAAACAGAACUGAGGCCCAAAACGAGAGCUCCGGGGCCCGGAGCUCCCCAGCUGCCUGAACACAAGGAGGGACGAGCUCAUCCCCCAUCAGGCUCUCAGGACCCUCGAAGUAAAAUGGAAGGAAGUGGGAAGGAGGUAAGGGCCACGCGCUCUCCUCCCACAUCCCCACAUCUGGUUCUCAGAAGCUUCCUGCUCCCUGGUUGAUGCCCUCACUGCUAAAGCCUGGACUCACCCACAGUGCCCUGAAAGUCACACUCUUAAAUAGAACCACCAUGACCUGGGCAAGUUACAAUAGAACCUUACUGGGGGAUUCCCAGGUGGGGCUAGUGGUAAAGAACCCCCUGCCAAUGCUGGAGACAUAAAAGACUCUGCUUCGAUCUUGGGUGGGGAAGAUUUCCAGGAGGACGGCAUGGCAACCCACCCCAGUAUUCUUGCCUGGAGAAUUCCAUGGAGAGAGGAGUCUGGCAGGCUAUAGUCACACGGAGUCAGACACGACUGAGGCGACUUAGCACACAUGCACACAGGUCUGUGCUGCUGCUCCCCCGAGUUAAUAAAUGUCAAGUGUUCAAGAGAA